Messenger RNA from Colletotrichum costaricense, 1671 nucleotides. RefSeq names its product trichodiene oxygenase. The record is from RefSeq and is a predicted model, not a curated record. Bases 1 to 1671 code for a protein of 556 amino acids. The transcript is spliced from 5 exons. Gene Ontology annotation, molecular function: oxidoreductase activity, acting on paired donors, with incorporation or reduction of molecular oxygen; heme binding; iron ion binding. NCBI's taxonomy places the organism in Eukaryota, Fungi, Ascomycota, Sordariomycetes, Glomerellales, Glomerellaceae.
AUGUCCAACAUAGAGGUUUUGAUCAACACUCUGGCCACUGAUGCUGCUGUCAUCGAGGAGCCUAACGGCACAAUUUCCUCGGUGGCAGGCAUCUUCCCAAAGGCAGAUUUUCUUUGGUCAUUGAUCAAUUUAGGCGAGACUAAUUGUGGCGACUUGGCUCGUCGCCUGUUUUUUAUUUGGACAGGCUACGUUGUUGUACGAUGUAUUUACAACCUCUACUUCCAUCCUCUUUCUAAGAUCCCCGGUCCAUGGCUAGCUGCUAUGACGCCGCUCUGCGACUUUUGGUACGAUGCCGUAAAGAACGGCAACUACCUUUGGGAGAUCCAGAAGAUGCAUGAGAAAUACGGCCCAAUUGUUCGCAUCAACCCCAACGAAGUUCACAUUGAUGACCCAGAAUACUAUCAAAACGUUUAUGUCGGCGGCACUCAUCGCAUCAACAAGGACUCGUCUACCGUAGCCGGUUUUGGUGUCCCUGCAUCCGUAGCAGCCACCGUGAACCACGCCCAGCACCGUUCACGCCGCGGCUAUAUGAACCCCUACUUCGCAAAGCGGUCCAUCGUUUCCAUGGAGCCCCAGAUUCAUGAACGUAUCACGGCCAUGCUCAACCGCCUCGAUGGUGCUCGCAAGGACGGCACCAAAAUCUCGCUGGACCUCGCGUUUUCCGCCAUGACGGCAGACAUUAUCACCCAACGCUUCUUUGGCUACCACUACGACUACCUCAGCAUCCCCAGCCUGGUUUCGCCCAUUCGUGAGGCCUUCAAGGGUGUUUCGGAAAUCUUUCACUGGACUCGCUUCGUGCCGUGGGCCAUUAGAUACCUCAAGAAGCUGCCCAUCCCAGUUAUCCUUCUCAUUCUACCACCCGUCGCGGAACUCCUGGUUCUACAAGAAGACAUUAAAAUCAACAUCAAGAACAAGCUCGCUAGCGAGAACAAUAGUCCUCAGUCCAAGUCAAUCAUAAUUGAGGCCCUCGGCGACUCGCACGUCCCUGCACAGGAACGCACCAUGGAGCGUCUUGUAGAUGAAGGGCAGGUCAUUAUAUUCGCUGGAACAGAGACAUCAUCAAGAUCGCUUGCUGUUGGCAUGUUUUACCUGCUCGCCAACAAAUCUCUUGUCAACAGAGCCCUCGCUGAGCUCUCCAGAGUGGACCACAUUCCCGACGAAGAGCUCACAAUGAAGGAUCUCGAGACACUGCCCUUCAUGACUGGCAUUGUGAAAGAAGCUAUCCGCCUCUCUUACGGACCCAUCACCCGUCUUCCAAGGGUCUUCACCCACGAGACGCUACAGUACAAGGACCAUGCCAUUCCUCCUGGUACGCCUGUAAGUCAGUCGACGUAUUUUGUGCACACGAAUCCCAAGUGCUUCGUGGACCCCUUCACCUUCAACCCAGACCGCUGGGUAGAGGCAGCCAAGGCAGGGUUUCCUCUGGAGAGGUACCUCACGAGUUUCACCAAGGGGUCCCGUCAGUGCCUCGGCAUCGGCUUAGCUCACGCCGAGCUAUAUCUGACAUUUACCCGCGUUCUUCGUAACUUCGAUAUGGAUUUGGUGAACACUUCGAUUGCAGACGUUCAGGUCCAUAACGUCUUGAUCAUUGGGCAACCCAAGCUCGAGAAGGAUAAGGGCGAAGGACAGGGUGAAGUCGAGGUGAUGGUUACACGCAAGCUAAGGCCCUAA